AUAAGGCCUCCCCUCCCUCGUCCAUGGGUUCUCGCUCGCCUCGCCUUCGUCGUCGUGCGCCUCGUCUUCGUCGUCUCCGUCGUCGUGAUUGUGGGCCUCGCCUUCGUCGUGGUGGUGGUGGUGGUGGUGGUGUGCAGAUCAUAUCUCGCAAGACUCGGUCGAGAGAGAGAGAGAGACAGACAGAGACGCUGGUUGAUUCAACUCGCUCUCCCUCUCCUGCGGGACGAAGUGAAUUUUUCCUUUCUUCCUUCUUUCCACGCGACGACAGUGUUGGUGUCACUACCGGUACUACUUGCUACACCUCUCUUUCGCUCACUCGCCCCCACUUUAUCGCACCCCAACUCGGCCUUUACGAGCCUCCUCUUCUCUCUUGUCACUGUGCACCCCCACUGCUCCCCUCCCUGUGCCCGGCAAGCAUUUGCGUAGCAUCGACAGUGUCCAGGCUUGUACAAUCUGAGGCGAGCGUGUUGUUGCGGGGGUGGUGGGAGCAGCGGUCUUGGUGAUGGAGGAAGUUAUUGUGGUAGCAAGGGUGGGCGGCGCACGGAUUCUAGCGGAUUAGAGCUGAAUCGAGCUAAAUUGAGUAACGCUGUCCUGCGGUCGUAUUCAUUGUAAGAAAACCGCUUGAAUUGAGAGUAACAUCUGAUUCUGAAUUUAGGUGUUUCGUGGAGAGUCUGCAUUGUCGUGGCAGAAUUCGAUGGAACCGGCAUGUGCGAACUUAGCUCGCAGUCAAUUUUCGGUUAUGCCAGUCUCGUUAAGUCCUUGCUGCAGCAAAAGUAACGUGUGCAACACAAGGGUCUCAUCUGCGUUUCUGCAGCAAGGCAAUGUGACUACAAGGUCGUCCUUGCUGGUCACAUCAACACAAGCUGUCCAAGUAGGGAAUUAUGCAUGCUGUGCGCAGAGUUGCACCCAUGGUGUGGAGCUCAAUCACGGCCUUGGUGGCAGGUUGGUCAUGCAUACUGAUAUAGGCUGGCACGAGCGAUUAGAGGUCAGAGAUGUUCAUGGACACUCGGCGAGAAGUAAGACAUCAUCGACGAAUGUCGGAUGCAGUAGGUCGUUGUUUGACAAUUUAGAAGGACACUGGUUCAGGGAUCAACCUAGAAUUGGUUCGACUCAUUCCUCUGCAUUUGGUAACUCAUCUCCUGCUUCGACUUCUGGUGGCAUCCAUCGACGUGGUUCCCCAUGGGGAUCGAAGAGGCCACGAUCACGAAAUUGCUGCUGCAGUUCGGAAGGGAUGGGUGGUGAUAAAAAUGAGACUGGCGCCGGAGGAGAAGAGAAAUAUGAGGUCUCGCGUAUUCCUAAUGAAGGGGUGACCAACAGAGCUACUCCAAGUUCCAAAUCUGACCGAGUAGCCGAUCGUUCAGCCGCUCAAGUUGGGACACUGGAGUCUGAGUUAUUCCUGUACACGGGCCGUAUGAGGGCUCUGGAGAAUUUCAGGGCAGAAGUGGCAAAGCCAGAUGAAGAGAUCAGCUUAGUCCGAGCAGCAGUGUUUGUGGCCCAGCACUUGUACCCAAGAAUCACUGCCGAAGAAGUGGAAGCCGAGAUGAAGGAAAUGGCUGAUGAACUUGAGCCCCUGCUACCACCACCUGCUGAGCGAUACACAAUGCGAAUGAUCAACUCCAUCAAUAGGUAUCUUUAUGGUCAACUAGGUUAUAAGGGAGCGACAAACUACCUUGAUCCCGACAACUCAUGUAUAAACAUGGUGCUGAAGAGGCGAGAAGGAUUGCCUCUUACAAUGUCACUGUUGUAUAUGGAACUUGCUAAGCGCGUGGGUUUGCCAAUGCAAGGGGUGAACUUGCCCGCACAUUUUAUGUGCCGUCCAACUGGAGAUGGAUUAGAGUUUUUCAUUGAUGCUCACGCGAAUGGCAAAAUCACUUUCCUGCAGGAUGCCGAAGAGAGGUUAUCUGUAGUGUAUGGUGUGCCAGUUGAGAUCAACCCAGAAUUUUUAAAGCACACAUCCAUCACUAAUCGAGCUUUCUUGCUUCGCCUAUUAUUCAACCUGAAACGGAUCUACUUUGAACGGAAAGAUCCUGUCAGUACACUCUGCAUCAUCGAUUAUCUGAAGAUUGUGCGGCCAGGUGUCAUUGAGGAGACCAGGGACUAUGGAAUAUGCUUGUAUCUGCUGAACCGUUUCUCAGAGGCGAUACCUUGCCUUGAAGCUUACAUUCAGGAAGCGCCAAGAGCGACUGAUGCAGAAUCUAUGAGGUCGCUUCUUACAAAGAUGCGGCGAGACAAAAUGUCGUGAGGGUGAUGGUACAUGAGUUUCUUAGAGCUCUAUAGUGAUGUAUAGUGAUCUGUAGAAGUUUCGGUGGUAGUGGAGGAACUGCAACACCACUGUUAUCCUUAGUGCAGAGCUCUUUCUGAGUUUUCUUCUCUGUACAUAAGAGCACAUACAAGAUAGGCUACUGGAGCAUUUUUAAAGUGGCAUAAAAGGUGACUUGAAAUGCUUUUGUUUGUGUUUGAGCUUUAUUAACUGACUCCUAUUUUGUCCACCA
Messenger RNA from Physcomitrium patens, 2492 nucleotides. RefSeq lists its product as uncharacterized. Lineage: Eukaryota; Viridiplantae; Streptophyta; Bryopsida; Funariales; Funariaceae. The record is from RefSeq and is a predicted model, not a curated record.